AGAGAGAGAGAGAGAGAGAGAGAGGCUGAAAAGUGAGGUAGAAAGGUGAAGAUGAGGCAAUAAAGACUAAGGACAGCAGUGGGGACUGGGGACUGGCUCCCAAGUACAGGCAAAGGCCAAUAAUGCAAACCCAAUGCAGCGACUUUAUCCUUUUCCUGUCUCUUGGUUUCCCACUGACCAUUGUCUUUGAAAGCAUGGGCGCUCGAGGUCUUCGGUUCUGAAUAGAGCUUGCGUAAUAAGCUUCAGAUCGCGAGCAAUGGCGAAUGUUUCGUCUCCAGAUCAAUUGAGCGAGCAAUUUCAAAGCCACACAUCGAGUGCAGAAGCGUGCAGCUCCGAGAGCUUAAGCAAUUACGAUCAUAACAAUUCGAUUUCUCUGCCUAUCACCCCCAUUCAUCAUUCCAAUUUCCCGGCGCCGGAGCUCGAAGUUGAAAUGAUGAAAGAGCGGUUUGCAAAACUUCUGCUGGGAGAGGAUAUGUCAGGCGGAGGGAAGGGAGUUUGUUCGGCGCUCGCUAUUUCCAAUGCCAUAACCAAUCUCUCGGCUAGUGUAUUUGGAGAGUUGUGGAGGUUAGAGCCUUUAGCGCCACAGAAGAGAUCCAUGUGGGAGCGGGAAAUGGAUUGGUUGUUAUGUGUGAGUGAUUCAAUUGUUGAACUGGUUCCUUCCACACGAGAUUUCCCCGGUGGCGGUACCUUUGAAACUAUGGUCCCCAGGGUCCGACCUGAUAUACACCUGAAUCUUCCAGCACUCAAGAAACUUGAUUCCAUGCUGCUGGGCAUUCUUGAUGGAUUCAGGGAUUCAGAGUUUUAUUACGUUGAUCGUGGGGUUAUAGUUGAUCUUGAUGUGGCUCCUGAAACUGAGACUAACAUGUUCCCUCUUUCGGCAUCUUCUGGUAGGCCAUCAAUAUGGCAGGAAGAGAAGUGGUGGCUCCCAUUUCCUAAGGUGCCCCAGCAUGGUCUCUCUCAAGACAUGAGGAAGAGAUUGCAACAGUCCAGGGAAUGCACGCACCAGAUUCUCAAGGCUGCGCUGGCUAUUAAUAGCACUGUGCUUUCUGAAAUGAAAAUCCCACAUAUUUACUUGGAUAACUUACCUAAGAGUGGCAGAGCUCUAGUGGGGGACAUCAUAUAUAACUUUUUAUGUGCUGAUAAGUUCUCCUCUGAGUGUGUUCUGGAUUACCUAGGCCUAUCAUCUGAAUAUUCAACUCUGGAAAUAGCAAACAGAAUGGAGGCAUCCAUGCACAUCUGGAGGCAGAAACACAUAAAAGGGCAUGUAAUUCGUAGGAAGGGUAGAAAAUCUUCGUGGAGUGGCAAGGUCAAGGGCAUGGUGAGUCACACGAAAAAACACAAGCUUCUAGCACAGCGUGCUGAAACCCUACUGCAGAAUUUGAGACAAAAGUUCCCUGGCCUGCCCCAGACUGCUUUGGACAUGAGCAAGAUACAGAACAACAAGGAUGUAGGGCAAGCAAUCCUAGAGAGCUACUCGAGAGUGAUGGAAAGCUUGGCCUUCAACGUACUGGCAAGGAUAGAUGAUCUCAUUUACAUAGAUGAUGCCGCCAGCAACCUGCCUCAUCACAAUCGAAAUAUUUUUUUGAUGAAGAGAGGUUAGGUAUGCUGUAUGAUUACGGAGACAGAAGCACAAAGUAGCUCCCACCACCAUGUGCUCGUUUAUUUCGGGAAUCGCUUGUCUGAGAUGGAUUACAACUGCCUUUCUCGCCUCAUCCGUCUUCCAAUUGUCUCUUCUUUUGACUGAUGUAACUACUAGGUAGGUGUUUAAAGCAGUCAUUCUUGUGUGAAUCUCUCAAGUCUCAAACACGACGAUCAACUAAUCUAGGGUUCUUCAGACCCGUUGUUGCUAUGGAUGCACAAACACAUCAAAAACUGAAAGGCAACGCUUACAUCGCUUA
Molecule: messenger RNA, 1898 nt
Organism: Prosopis cineraria
Lineage: Eukaryota; Viridiplantae; Streptophyta; Magnoliopsida; Fabales; Fabaceae
Product: rop guanine nucleotide exchange factor 1
Exons: 5
Coding region: 257-1600 (447 amino acids)
Molecular function (GO): guanyl-nucleotide exchange factor activity
Source: RefSeq, a predicted model, not a curated record